UCUUUUUUAUAUUUACAAAAAUUCGAACAUAAGUAGUGCCCUCUAGAACGCAUAGAAUCGAUCAUUUUUUUAAUUUACUAUUAUCGAUCGAGUAAUCGAAGCUACUGUUUACUUAUUUAGAAUGUAAAUGAAUAUUUAACACGCUAAUUAAUAUCAACGACGAAGAUUAUUUAUCGAAAACAUUAUUGUGAACGUUUUAUUUGCUUUUUUCUUCUUUUCGUUAUUCACGAUAACAAAAAGAGAAUAAUCUUAUGGUUAAAAUAUAACAUUCAUCGUAUUUUCUCGCGAUUUAUAACGUUAUUGAUUACCGCACAAAAAUAAUCGAAUCAUUAGACAUCUUAAUGAUUUUAAUACUAAUAUCUUCUAAAAGAAGCUUAUAAAAAUUUAAUUCGAAUCAAUGAACAUGCCGAUGGAGCGUUAAAUUGAGGUUAAAAUAGCACGAUCGAGAAUAAUCAGACGUAUUCGUCGUUCAAAGUAAAACCUUUCUUCGUAUAGCGUAUAACAGACCUACUAACAUUUCACGAACAUGAAAAAUAAAUAGGAGGGUGUGCCUUUGAUUCGAUCGCGAUUUCCUUCGUGAAUACUUUUAGAUCGUACCGUGAGAAACUCGAUUGUAACGCCGAUCGAUCGUAACAUUUUUGCGAACUUGACCCCGACGAGUUCUCGUACUACACGAACUAUGCGAUCGUAACUAGAGCUUAAAGUAUUCGAGUAAUUUAAUAUUCCAGUACAUUAUAGAUACACCAAUUUUGUAAUUGAUUACUCAACGCGUAACACAAUCAACAUACUUUUACGUAAUUGUAAAUGUACCUUUAUAAAUGACUCUAUAUCUAAGAUCGAGAAGAAAAAUAACCUCAAUUUUCUAAUUUAUUUAAAUUCUUAAACGAUUAUAUCGUAAUUAAUCAAACAUGAAAGAAUGUAUUAUAUUAUAAAUUAAACUAGCAAAUAAUACCUUGUAAUUAGUUGGACGUAAAACUAUUUAAUAAUUCGAUACUUGUAAUGAACGUAGUGCGUAAAGUUCGUUGGGACGUUCGAAGUAGCUUACUUGUAAAAUUCAUUGGUAAGUGAGAGAGUUAGGUCGGUAAGGUAGAUCAGGAAACAUAAGAAAGAUAUACCUGUGACAGUUACAAGGCGCACGGUCGACCUCAGUGGAACACGGAAAAAGUUCAUACUUCGGUCAUACUUUGUCCAGUGCGCAAACUCGACCAGUCGUUCGACUCGCGGUGGCCGUUCUUUCUUUCUCUUUCUCUUUGUCUUUCUCUUUCUCCUUCUCCUUCUCUCUCUCUCUUUCUUUCUCUCGUUCUCUCCUCAACUUUAACCCCACCAAACGACCGACUUAACCAUGGAUCAGUACCGACAUCUUUCGAAACGGGAACCCUACAAUCUACGAUCGAACAAACUUCUCGAACAUAUUCAAAAGCGACCUAAACCGAAUCUACAUUUUAUCUUUUCUGAAACAGUUUCUGCACAGUCGAACAAAAACACUAAUCCCACUUAUAACAACACUGUAAAAAAUAAAAAAAAAAGAAAAAGAAAAGAAAGGAAAAAAAAAGAAAAAAAGAUUAUCACCUGUAACGUUAUAUCCAUACUUGUUAAACGUCUCUGUUACGGGACAAUAAUUAAAAAACGAAUACUCCUAAAAAACAAGAUUACAAUUACGUGUAAUCGUUAUUUAAUAAUCGUAACUAAGAGAAAACAAACAUAAAGAAAGAAAGAAAGAAACAGUAGAGACAAUGUAGUUUUCAUUCUUAAAUAAAAAUCGAGUACGGUGGCAACGAAUACGACGUGUACGUACCUGGCCCGAUAUCAUCCCUCUCGCUUUCUCUGAGAUUGGGCGAUGCCGUUGUUGGCGCCGUGUUUUUCUGUCUCACUCUUUCGCUCGUACUUCCCCUUAGCAAGCCUUGCGCCACCUGGCCGACGAAAGGUCUGGGAAUCUCUCUCGCUGGGUUGCGACUCCCCACCAAUGGAGCAUCGCGUUACCCCCACUCCAGCUCCACGGCGUAGCAUCGGGUACAAUGGAGGGGGGUGAAGCAGAGGGGCGCGCGGGUUGGACGGCAGUCCUUCGACGGAUGCCUCGUCGUAGAGAAGUUUCGCUUCUCUCUGUUAUCCUCGCGAGAUAUUACAAGAAGAAAGGACGAUCGUGUUCGUAGCCUUUUACUACCUUUCGUCGUGCUUCUUAUUCAAACCUUUUCCGUGUUGUGUGUCUCUGUGUUAUUGUCUCUCUUUCAUAAACUAUCGUCACUUUUCUCUUUCUCUCUUUCUUUCUCUCUCUCUCUCUCUCUCUCUCUCCUCUUCUCUGUCCUUGUCUUUCUCGUGCGAACGACCUACCACCCCUAUGUAGCCGAAGCUCUCGGUUUAGGUUAGGGCAAACCUAACUACUCGUUGUCAACGCCGCGUGCUUCGAAACCGGCUGUUAGUUCAUUUUUAGCUGUGAUUAUCUUCCAGUAUUUUCUUUUUUUCCUUCUUUCUUUCUUUCUUUUUUUCUUUCUUUUUAAGUGCCUUCUAUCUAUCUCUUUCUAUUUUAUUCUCUUGUUUUCUUCCUUUUCUCUUCCUUUCUUUAUCUCUCUCUUCCUCUCUUUCUCUCUUUCUUUCCUUCUCUCUCUGCCUCUCCCGUUUAUGUGAACAAAGAUCUCGAGGAAGGAGAUUCAAGCAGAUUCAAGUUCGAGGAUCUUUCGUGGCUCCGUGAGAGAUCGUCGAGAGAAGAACAGCCAGUCAUCUUUUUUUCUUCGCUUCUUGACCUUCCUUGUCCUUACUGGAUAACCGAUAGCUCCGAUAUUUUCAUCGCGAAAAGGACGUUUCUCUUCGUUGGACAAUAUGAUUUAACGACUUCGGUACUCCAAAUGUUGAUUAGCGGCCAAUCCAAACGUGAGAAGUUGUAUGAUCAUCAACGUUUAGAACGAUAAAAACUGAAAAAGAAAUUAAUGGAAUGAAUUCGUCUAGUGCCUGGUCGUCCAUUGAUGGCAUAGAAACACAUCCUCUUUUCACCCUCCAUUCAUAUUCCCUCUUUCAUCUUUAUCGAGAGAGGAGGGCGAAUCUAUCGAGUGAGUCCCUAUAAAGCACCCUCGACUCUAUCGUCUUUCAUCGUCCUCGUCAUCGUCAUCGUCAUCGUCAUCGACGUCGUCACCAUCGUCGUCACUAUCGUCCUUGGACAAAAGAGCUACGUCAAGAACAGAAGGCUCAGCUUUGCUGAAUCGUUGCUCUCCUCGCCUAAAAGAAACCAGACGAGAGCAUCCAUCGACACUGCCCUCUUCGUUGUUACAUCGCUUUGUUCUCUUCCUUCUUUCGUCCUCAUUCAUCUCAACUUCCUUUUUAUUACUUUCUAAAAUCAAGAGAAGAGAGAUAAUUACGCAUCGAAAAUCAAUUUCAUCCGGAACACUAAAACCGGCCGGAUCAAAUUUCGACCGGCGAAACGAGCGAUUUUUCAGAUUGCUGCGUUUACACGGCAAGCGUGUCCCAUGAAGUCGACGGACGACGUUACGAGAGUAGUCGAGGAGUCGAGGUUCAUACCAAUCGACGCGAGACAAGGAGUUCGUUCGAUGGGCGAAAGGUGAAUAUCGAAGUGAAAGAGAAACGAAGAAACGAGAAAAAAGUGGAAGAAGUGGAAGAAGAAGAAAAAGAAAAAAAAGGAGAGGAAGAGAGAAAAUUCGACAAGAUGUAUAAAAUCUUACGUCGAGGUUCUGGACGUGUAUUCGUCCUAUGCGUUGUCGUACUAUCUCUCCUUCUCUGUUUUUAUUACGUGAAUCAGACCCAAGCACCGUCCACCGCCUCAUCGGCGGCCAUUUUAAACGAGGAGCUUCGAUACGAUCGAAGCUUGACGUCUAUCACGCCGGAUUACAGCGAAGUACCAGAUUCUAGAAUAUCAUUGGCCACUUGUCCUGUCACCGAAUCACGACCUGCGGACAUCGAUGCACAGCGAGAAUUUGAGAAGUUCGAUUUCCAGCCAUCUUGGAUGCGAAGUCGAGAAUAUUGGGACGAUAGCUUCGAGGCACGUUACGCUGAACUCAGGAAAGAUCCCACGAGGCCACCUUUGAAGGUGAUCCUGGUACCACAUAGUCACACCGAUCCAGGAUGGUUGAAGACAUUCGAGCAAUAUUUCCACAGUUCGACGAGGAGUAUUUUAAACAACAUGGUCUUGAAGUUACAACAAUGGCCGAAUAUGACGUUUAUCUGGAGCGAAGUGUCCUUUUUAUCACUCUGGUGGGACAGUGCUCAUCCAACGAAGAAGGCGGUCGUAAAGAGAUUGGUCAAGGACGGACGUCUAGAAAUGACUACGGGAGGGUGGGUGAUGACGGAUGAGGCAACUUCUCACAUCUACGCUAUGUUGGAUCAAUUGAUCGAAGGACAUCAAUGGCUGAAGACGAAUCUAGACGUGACUCCAGAGUCUGGUUGGUCCGUCGAUCCAUUCGGUCAUGGUGGAACGAUUCCUUAUUUCCUAAAAGCUUCUGGCGCGACGGGAACGGUAAUUCAAAGAAUACAUUACGCUUGGAAACAAUGGUUUGCGAAGAAACAGUACGGUGACUUCAUUUGGCUCCAACCGUGGGAUCAGAAUGGUAACGCCGACAUGUUGACGCACAAUCAACCCUUCGACAUCUACAACAUCAAACACUCCUGCGGACCACAUCCACACGUUUGUCUCAACUUCGAUUUUCGUAAGAUACGAGGCGAAUACACCGAAUAUUCUGUUAGAGCAGUUGAAAUCACACCGAAUAACGUCAAACAAAUGGCCGAAUUACUUUUGGAACAAUAUUCGAGAACUGGUUCUCUCUUCAAUCACAAUGUCGUAUUGAUGCCUCUCGGAGAUGAUUUCAGGUACGAUCAUGCGAUCGAAUGGGACCAGCAGUAUACGAAUUACAAAAUCCUCAUGGAUUACAUAAACAGUCGCAAGGAAGAAUAUAACGCCGAGGUAAUCUUUGGUACCCCGAAAGAUUACUUCCAAGAAAUUCAGAAACGAGUAGAAAAAUUCCCCACCUUAAAGGGAGAUUUCUUCGUCUAUUCGGAUAUUUUCAGCGAGGGUAGACCAGCUUAUUGGAGCGGUUACUUUACAACAAGACCAUACAUGAAGAUUCUUGAUCGAGAGUUGGAAGCUAAUUUGAGAUCAGCCGAAAUACUUUAUACCAUCGCUUUGAACGUAGCUAAACAAUCGAGAAAAGACAUAAAACUCUACGAGACAUAUUUCGAGAAACUUGUGAAGGCUAGAAGAAAUCUUGGAUUGUUUCAACACCACGACGCUAUCACGGGAACUUCCAAAUCAUUUGUGAUGAAGGAUUACGCGUUGAAACUCUUUGAAUCAAUCUCCGACACUACCAGCUUGCAAAGUUUCGCGAUUCAAUCGUUAGCUGCUACAACUAACAAACCAAACUCUGUCUACGUCUUGGCGGAAUCUGAUAGAGACAGCUAUGAAAAACUCCCAAAGAAGAUACCAAUCAACAUGAAUGACCAAGAGACACGAAAGAUCGUUCUAUUCAAUCCUCUUGCUCAACCAAGACAGGAGGUGAUCAGUCUAAAGGUUACUUCGUACAAGGUACGAGUGUUGGAUCCACAAAAGAACCCGAUACCUUACCAGAUAGCACCAGUGAUGAACGCUACAAGCAUUACGCACGACGUUUACGUUCUCCUCUUCGUGGCAGAAUUGAAACCGCUUGCGAUAGCGACCUACCAUCUGCAACAAGUGGACAAAGUCUCUAUGGACGCGAUAUCUACGAUCUAUUGCAGUAGAUGUGGUAAGGACAAUGUUUUCACGAUAAAACCAAUGCAAAUCGGAGACGUACAAUUGGAAAAUCAUAGGAUGAAAUUGCUCUUCGAUGGUCAAACCGGUUUCUUAAAACGUGUUGCAAAAAAAUCAACCGGUAAGAUAAUGCAAUGCGCCAUACAAUUUGCCGCAUAUCCAUCGGCACAAUUCCAUAGUGGCGCUUACCUAUUCAUGCCGGAUCCAAAUUUACGUGAUACAGAUAAGGACGUACUGGAGGCUUACACACCGCAUCAAAAGAUUUAUAUCAUCAGUGGCAGCCUAAGUUCACGUUUAACGGUCGAAUAUGGUAAAUUAUUGACUCAUCAUGUGGCGAUAUAUCACAGAGACGGUGGCUUGGGCGAAGCAAUAUAUCUCAGGAACAUCGUUGACUUCGAAACACCACCGAAGAAUCGUGAGACCGAGAUGUUUAUGAGACUUCAAACUGACAUAAUGAACGGUGAACCACCUGAGAUCUAUACCGAUCUGAAUGGACAUCAAAUGAUAAAAAGAAGGAAAAUAGAGAGAAUUGGUAUAGAGGGUAAUUAUUACCCCAUAACGACGAUGGCUUACAUCGAGGACACCAAUCACAGAUUAACUUUAUUGGUUAACCACUGUCAAGGUGCAGCCAGUUAUCAACCAGGAUGGCUCGAAGUUAUGCUGGAUAGAAGGACACUCUAUGAUGACUCCAGAGGAAUGGGCGAGGGUCUUUUGGACAAUAGAAGAACUGUAAUAAAACAUUGGUUAUUACUCGAGGAUAUCGUGGGUGUUAGGGAUAAGUACUCGAAGCCAUCUCUGUUUGCCAAUCAUCUUAGCAAUGCCUUGAACUAUCCUGUAAAUAUCUUCGUAGUCGAUGGAACCGAAUCGGAAAUCAUUAUGACGCCAGAAGUUAGGCUUCUUAGUCAAAGUUUCCCUUGUGAUCUUCACUUACUCAACUUGAGGACAAAUCACGAUCAAAAACUGCCACAUUUUCCAGUUAACAACGCUCUGAUGGUUUUGCAUAGACAAGGUUACAGCUGUUCAGUUGGCGCUGACAUAACCCUAAAACAUUGUCCUUUGAGCGAUCGAUUAUCGCAAAGCACGACGUUCUUCAAGUUGUCUAAACUAAACGUCACGAAAACAUCUUUGACAGGUACAAAAACAAAACAUCAUUUGACGGACGGUCUUCAAGAAAUUGGAUUAAAGCCAAUGGAAGUCGAAACGUUUAAUGUUAAUUUCCUUCAAUGAUCUUAAGCUUCUCUCUCGGUUCAAUAUAUCGUCAUAUAUGAAAGUGGUCAUAAUAUACUUUGUUAGAACCGAGGAAGGACUUUAAAGAAUUGGUCUCUCUUUUUUCUUCUUUUUUUUUCUUUUUUUUUUAAGAGAACACUGCCGAUCAUUCGAUACUGGCUAAACUCAUUCGUUCGAUCGACGAAGAUUUUUGUAAAUAUAAUCUUAUUACGCACCAAACAUUCGUAAUGUGCGAAUUAAAAUCGUGCGCCUUAACGAAUACGAUCAAUCGAACAUUUUCUUCCGAUCGAUCCAAUACAUUUUCGGAUAGAAAUAAAAUUAUUCGAGAGUCAAAACACCGAUUUAUAUAACAUUAUCGUCCGCAAAUGUACAUUGAUCGAUUUAGCUAUUGUUCAAAUUUUUUCGGACCGAGAAAUCGUUUGUUGAAAACCGAAUUUCAUUCUUUCGAAAUGAUAAACACGAGAAUCAAUACCAAAUGCAAUGAUAACGAGUUUAACGAGUUUCAAUCUACCUUCAAAACUUUUACAUUGUACUUAUAGAUUUUUAAUCAUAUUAUUUAAAAAAAAAAAUUAAAAAAGAAAGAAAAAAUUCGGUCGGUCUAUUGUCGCUCGAAGAUAUAAAGAAUUCUACCUUACCGAUGAAUCUAAAAAGAAAUAGUUAAUAGCAUAAAAUUCGAAGAAAAAUUUGUAUUAUUGACGAAAUUUAUUCAUUUUAUCUUGUAUUAUCAUUGCCGAAGAAACGUGGAUGAUCCUAAAAAAAAAGAAAAAAAAAAGUAAAGAGAGAAAGGGGAAGUGGCGAGAAGAGAGAAAGUAUACUGACUUUAAAUAUGACGUAUACGUUUCCGACGAGUUUCUUUAAAUUUUUAUCGAAGUCAAUACGAAAGAUUCUCACCAAUCAUAAAAUUGGGAAUGUCGAUAGAUACGAAAAAGAAUCGUCGAGAAACGGAAAAUAUAGAGACAUUGUACAUAUCAAGCCAUAACUUUACCGUAGAUCGUAUAUUACGAUAAGAAAAUAAUGUAAAUGAUAUGCACCUAUUUUCUUAUGCCAAACGUUUUAUCGCCAACUCUGUCCCUUUCUCUCGGUCUCUAUUGCGCUCGCGUGCGCUUUUUUUCUCGUUGAAAGAAUAACCUCUUGAUUAUGUCGAAUCGAAUGUUCUUCCGAAAAAUGUAGACAUAUGUACAUACGUAUAUACGAACAUACAUAUGUACGUACUUCUUUCAAAUGUGAUACAUGUUAUCUCUCAAUUUUUUAAUUCGUUAAUAUUUGGACAAAAAUUAACCGAAAAAUUCGAAUGAAAUUUGAUUUCUAGCAAAAUAAAAAAUAUAUAUAUAUCUGAAUGAUCUUAUAUAUAUAUAUGUGUGUGUGUAUAUAUUUGGAGAUCAUUUAAAUUUUCCAUAGAAAAAGAAUAUCUAAUUUGAACGUACUAAAUUAGGGCGUUUUUAAACUCUUCCAAUAUCAACCUCAAAACGAAUUCAAUUGAAUUCAAUGAAGCGAUCAAACGAAUAUGACGUUAUCUUUUAUGUAUGUAUAUAUUCUUUUUAUUUUACUUUUUAAAAAGAUUGAAACGAAAAGUUGUACGUAACCGACGUUCACCAAUUAGACGACGAGCUCAUGUAAAUAUUAGAAUAAUUAACAAUAACGUCGCACAUUCCUGGUGAAUUUAACGUCGCGUUGGUCUAAACUGAAAUUGAAAUUAUCAAUUUUAAUAAAUAUCUUUCUAUUACUUUUACAUAUAUUUAAAAACGAUUCUAAAAACAUUUUUAAUCAUUUUUCUCUUUUAUAAUUUUUAUUCAUAACAACGUCAUUAAGUAAAGAUCAACUUCGUGAACGUCUUCGACAAGUGCUUUUAAGUACAAUACGAAUAGCAAAAAAUGAAUAUUCAAAUCUCAAUGAAAUUUCUUCCACUUUACGGUGCGAUAUGUUGAACUUAAAAAAAAAAUGCAAUGUUCUUAUUCAGAGGCUCAGCUUUUUACGCGAAUACUCGCAACACGGGUUUAAACGAUGCGAGCCAAUGCAAAAAUGUGUUUAUAGAUUAUAUAUAUAUAUAUAUAUAUAUAUAUAUAUAUAUAUAUAUACACAUACAUAUAUAUAUAUAAUGUAUAUGUAAAUAGAUGAUUAUUAUCGACAAAAUCGUUAAGUUGCGAUGUAACGAGAAACAUGAAAGGAAUUUACGAUAUUUACAAUGGCACGAUCGCAAGGCAGAAUUUGCUUUCGCUAAAAAAUUCCAUUCCUUCGAAGGAUCGACUGAUAAAAAUUCUAUUAAAAUUACGAUGUAAAAGUACUUCAUUCUUCUUUCUCGAUUAUUUUCCAACACCAAAAUCGAUCUUGCCAGUGUUAUUUUUUCCCUCCGCUCAAAUAAAUAGAAAAGACAAAUGAGGAAAAAAAUAAGAAUCGAAAGAGAUCUGCUUUGUCAACGCAGAUACGCUAUAAAAACAAAGGAACGAACUUUUUACGUCGAGCUGCAAACUCGACGUGAACAUUCUGUAUAUUUGUUCGAAUUAAUCAAGCAUUUGAAAUUGCGAUAUCUGCAAUGAACGAUUCUCGAUAAUUUUGUGGUUAAAGUAUCCUCUUUAAAGAGGGAAAUGCGAAAGGCCAAUGGAGGGAUCAACGACGACUCGUCCUGGCCUUUGUAACGAUAUUGUAAAAUAAUCUGUGUUUGUGCUGUCUCUAGAGAAAAAGAAUUCUAUAUGGAAAUAAAGAAAAAAAAUAUAUAUGUAUGUAUAUAUAUAUAUAUGUAUAUGUAUAUAUACGUAUAUACAUAAAUAAAUAUACAAAAAUAUAAAUAUAUAAAAAUAUAUAUAUAAAUAUAUAUUAUAAAUAAAUAUAUAUAUAUAUAUAUAUAUAUAUAUAUAUCGGCGUUGCUCGAGAACAUAAUUUGCAUACUUUCUGCGAACUAUUUCAAUAAGCAACGACGACGAUUAAUAAAUAACAAAAACAAAAAAAAAAGAAAAAAAAAUACGCGAUAUUCCUUAUGUUAUGAUGUAAUAUUAUAUUUAUUAAAUAAAGAUAGUAAGCGAUGUAUUUUAA
Molecule: messenger RNA, 9979 nt
Organism: Vespula vulgaris
Lineage: Eukaryota; Metazoa; Arthropoda; Insecta; Hymenoptera; Vespidae
Gene: alpha-Man-IIb
Product: alpha-mannosidase 2
Exons: 8
Coding region: 3653-6952 (1099 amino acids)
Biological process (GO): N-glycan processing; mannose metabolic process; protein deglycosylation
Cellular component (GO): Golgi membrane
Molecular function (GO): alpha-mannosidase activity; carbohydrate binding
Source: RefSeq, a predicted model, not a curated record